AUUUUCCGGGAAAAGAAAGCUGGAGGAGUCGAAUUUUGGAGGACACUCCUUUCGGAGACGACCCGAGUCGAGUGUGGAAUUGCGGGUCUUGCUGCUUCGGCUUCCCGUCCACGACUCAGCCAUCGAUGGCGAGCUAAUGCGCGAUUGCUCUAUGAGUCAAAACACCGAGUGUUCCUCGAAGAAGCAAUGCGUACGGACGCCGCUUCCCAUUCUGCACAAGUCCCGGUUAGCGACCUGUACGAUCCUGAUGACGUAUUACCAAAGAACAGCCCGUUGUUGGAGCCGCGACAUCCCACGCUGCAACUAUCGCCGAGUCCGGCCCCCACCCUCUCCCCGUCCCCUGUCAGUCCUCCCGGCGGAAAGAAGAAGUCCAAACGUCGGAGAGGGCCGAGGCCGAGCCAGGGCGAUGUCAUCUUGAUGGGUCAUCUUGACGAGUACCGGCGCGGAACUGCGGCCUACGCAGCGGAUCUCAAUCUCGAGUGGAAAUCGGAAACCGACAAGACCGAAGACUCAGAGGACCCGGAGGACCAAGGGGACGCAGAGGACUCAGGGCUCCGUGCAGAUUCUAUGUCUGCCCGUGACGCUUCCCCCGAGGAGCAACAAGUCGACGAAGAGAAGGAUCGUGAAGGAUCGAGCAGGAUAAACGGAAAAGAGACCGGCAUCCAGGGGAAGGCUUCAAGCUCUUCUACCGAAGAGGACAUGGGCGCGUUGGAUCUGAAGUCUUUAGCAGCGGGCGCCCUGGCUGCGUUUACGGAGCCAGAGCCCGAUGCAGGACCGACACCGCCUGUUACCGAGAAUGAUGUGGUGGGCGGAAAAGCGCACCCAGUAUCUACGCCCUCCAUGGCAAUCCACACAAGACGAACUGAAUUUCGACAAAACGAGCGGAAUCCCCCGCCCACCAUGCCCUCUCCUCACAGCAUGUAUUCGCCGGGGGGGACGGGGCAAACGCCCUCAUCGCAGAGGAUGGAUAUGAGGUCACCGACUGCCAGCAUACACUCCAACAGCCAUAGCGAGGGUUUGCCGCCCCUCCUCAAUUCACCGCGAUACGAGAGCAAUGCACAGACACUACCCUCUAUCCGAUCCCAACUUGGGGAUAUCCCCCAACUCGCGAACAACCAUGGUGUAGGAAACGGUAUGAGGAGCUCCUCACACCACGGGUUCGCCGGCUCGCCGCCAGCUAAUAUGACGCGUUUUCCGCCCCUGCACUCUCAGCUUGCGUCGCCUCCCAUACCGCCCGCCGAGCCUCAUCGCGACCCGCUCUCUCCGACCCACCCGCUUGCCCCCCCAACCAUCAGCCCUAGGUACUACUACCACCAACCGAACGGUUUGCAUCAGUCCCAUGAUUACGCCGGUAACUCCCCGGAGGCAGCAGGCUCGCAUCAAUCUGGUUCUCCGCCAGUGGCACCGGGUCUCGACCGGAUGAGCUUGGACGGUAUUCAGACGGUGGGAAGUUACGUUUGCAAAGUUCCCGGCUGCAACGCACCGGCAUUCCAGACGCAAUAUCUGCUCAACUCACACGCAAAUGUGCACUCCUCGGCACGGCCGCAUUACUGCCCCGUCCCGGGCUGUCCCCGUGCCGAAGGCGGUAAAGGGUUCAAGCGCAAGAACGAGAUGAUCCGACAUGGUCUCGUUCAUGAAUCACCAGGCUACAUCUGCCCAUUUUGUCCAGAUAGAGACCAUAGGUAUCCCAGGCCAGACAACCUCCAAAGGCAUGUCCGAGUCCACCACGUGGACAAAGACAAGGACGAUCCUCUCCUCCGCGAUGUGCUUGCGCAAAGGCCCGACGGGCCAAGCCGCGGCCGCAGGCGAAGAGGAGUCGCGGCAUAAGACCCUACUCUGGUUCUUCUUUUCGGGUCGAAUCUUCGUUUACCUUCAUAUACCUCUCGCCGUGGUCGCUACAGCGGCCACCUCUGCCGACGUCUGUUCCUGCCAGACGGGCUGUAUAUACGCAGAGACGGCUUCAGGCCGGGCGCAGGGCGCAGUUACUGCUGCUGUUUGCUUCCCCGCGAUGGAAGCUCUACGUUCUCUUUUCCGCCCCUCUUUGGUAGCGGUCUUAUUUUCU
Messenger RNA from Chaetomium fimeti, 2062 nucleotides. RefSeq lists its product as uncharacterized. The coding region runs from base 187 to 1827 and encodes 546 amino acids. Gene Ontology annotation, biological process: regulation of transcription by RNA polymerase II. The record is from RefSeq and is a predicted model, not a curated record. Gene Ontology annotation, molecular function: RNA polymerase II cis-regulatory region sequence-specific DNA binding; DNA-binding transcription factor activity, RNA polymerase II-specific. The transcript is spliced from 2 exons. Lineage: Eukaryota; Fungi; Ascomycota; Sordariomycetes; Sordariales; Chaetomiaceae. Gene Ontology annotation, cellular component: nucleus.